AUGCUUCCACUGGCCAUCUGCAGCUCGUUCGCUGUCGGAGCCGUGCUCCAAUGCUCCAAAGGGCGCGAAACGGUCAGCUUCUACUCUGAAAUCCACUGAAUGAGCCUUCGUUUUACAGGUUCACGAUCCGAAAAACAAAAACAACAAAUCGGCAAGGGCGGCCAAGUCUUCCAAGUCUGCCAGGGUAAGCAGCCGUAAAGGGCUUCAAGGGGUCACUUGAGUGUACUUAAAAGCCCUGAACACAUUGUAUUUUGCUGUUAUCGUCAAAAAUAUGAUUUCUCCACCCUCUCUUUUCUCAAAGACGCUCUCGUGUUCUCGUGCUCUUUUCUUGUUUCCGUGACCUCUCAUGUGAGAGAUUGAAGAACAUGGGAAAGUCGGACUAUGAAGCCGCUUCUCUUUCAUGCUUUAGAAUGCCGCUGUGCGCAAGUAGUUUCUGGUCGGCCGCACUCAAAAAGUACCGUUUCUUGAACCGCGUCACUAUUUUCUACUUCAAUCUCACGAUCAUCUACUCAUCGUCCUGAUUCAGGCGUCCAAGUCUGCUAAGGGCAGAAGCGGAAAAUCUUCCAAGGCCUCGAAGUCCUCCAAGUCGUCCAAGUCGCGCAGCCGCAAGAGCUCCAAAUCUUCCAAGGCCUCCAAGAAGGUCUCCUCAACUCCGGAAGCUUUUCCAAAAACUUUCCAGGACCCCAAGGCUGUCCUCGCUUCCACCAAGAGCCUCAAGAAGGAUUCGAAGGACAAAUCGAAGAAAGGCGCCAAGAAGGAAGAAUCGUCGCGCAGGUCAAGUAAAUCCAGCAGGUCCAGCAAGGCCCAGAAGGAACAGAAGGAAAGGAAGAGCACCGUUUUUUCCGAGGAGAAGCAGAAGAGCGACUCGACUACCGUUGGUAGGAAAUUGGGAAUUUUUGAAAAUUGGUCAUUUUUGAAAAUUGGUCAUUUUUCUGGAAAGUUGGUAGGACAUUUACUUUCAUGUGUGAUCUGAGAAAUUUCAAAUUUUCGAAACAGAAACCUGAAAGAGUUUUUUCUACUUAUGGCUUCAAACAUUUUUUUUUCAAAGAAGAGAAAUUUAUUAAAUUUUAGAAAUUGUAGAAAACUUAGAAAUUGAGCUUAUAAGGUACUGAAAUUUAAGUUGUGGUUUCAUCGUUUUGAGCCAAUUCUGUGUAUCAACCGAAUAUGAUGCAGUAUAGCCUGUGUACCACGACUUGGAAUUUCACCAAACGACAUUCCGUUCCGCUGCGCGCCUUUGCGAACCUCGCUUUUAAUUUUUUUUUUUCCUAUUAUUGAGGUCUACUUUCAUGUGCCCCCACAGCAGUAAUAAUCAAUUGAAAGCGUGACCUGGAUUGGAAAGACGCUUCGCGAACGCACGCAGCGGAACAGCGGAAUGUCGUUCCGUGAAAUUUCAAAUCGUGGCAGACUAUAGUUAUACUGUAAUUGAAAAUUUUUUAUCGCCGCUCAAUUUCUCUCUUUGCUUGAAAAUUUGGGAGUUCAAUUUGCUUUCCUUUUUUUUGAAAAUUUCUUUAAAUUAGCUCAAAUUUUUAUUGGAGGUCGGUCCCGCAUAGUGUGCUACUUUGUUAGUUUCAAGCUUCAUUUCAUAAUUACUUUUUCGAGUCUCAAGAAGAUGUUUAAGUUCGCCCCAGCAGCAACAUGAAGGUGGAGCCGCAAGAGCUUAACUACGAGACGAGGGGAGGCCUCAAAGACGUGGUCGUCGUCAACAACUCGACCCAACGCAAGGCCUUCAAGGUGUCCCUGAAGGGUCUCACCUGAAAUUAUGAGGAAAUUGCAGGUGAAAUGCUCGGACAACAUGCUGUACCGCGUCAACCAAGUGCACGGCAUCGUCGAGCCCGGCUCCGAGUUCAAACUCGAGGUUCUCCGGAACAACGCCGCCGCCAAGACCGACAAGCUCGUCGUCUUGACCACCGACGUUUGUUUUUCUAUUGGAGAAGCGCUUUUGAGAAGCUUGUAGAAGAAAUUUAGAAAAACUUUUCCUGGGAAAAUUUUUAGUGGCCACUAUAUGGUUUUGACGUUUUAGUGGCCAUUAUAGUAGUCAAAUUAGUGGCCACUAUAGAGGUUUUAGUGAUACUCCUAGGCAACUGAAAGUUUUAGUGGCCACUUUAGGGGUCAAUGUAUCAACAUAACUGGUCCAAUAUGUUUGUUUUAAAAUUAUCAGAGUUACUGGAAUAUUGGAUGAACAACUACUGAAGUGACCACUUAAUAGAGAACUUCUAUAGUGGCCACUAUAGAAGGGAGGUUUAGUGGCCACUUUAGUGUCCUCUCCGAGUAGUCCUUUUCAAAUAGUUUUUGGGAAAAGAAAAAGUACUUAAGUAGCUAUUUGAGAAAAGCCGAAAAAAUAGGUCUUUCAAAAAAAAUUUUGUGGAAAGUUAUCCUCUCAUGUUGCCCUUUUCAUUGUUUCAACCAUUUUGAAUUUUCAUUUUUGCUCUCUAAUUUUUCCACCGUUGACCUUAAAGGCCCUUGAAAUAGGCUUGAAAAGAAACCUUUACCUUUUUCCUGGCAUUUUCUAACUUUUUUGACUUUUUCCUAUCAUUAUUUGACUUUUUCCUCCUGCAAACUUGAGGUUCAAGAAACGACAACUUUGUCAGUUUUACCUUUUACUGUAUCCCCACAGUAAGACUUGCAGGCCGGGCCGGAUGACACGGACGCCCGCGAGGUCUUCACAAGCAAGGACACGCAGGCCCGCGAAAUGAUGAUCGUCCCGCUUUUGGCCCACUGA
Caenorhabditis auriculariae is the source of this 2719-nucleotide messenger RNA. NCBI's taxonomy places the organism in Eukaryota, Metazoa, Nematoda, Chromadorea, Rhabditida, Rhabditidae. The record is from the annotation of a GenBank genome assembly.